UACUACGUUUGAAGUUAUAGAAGUUGUUUGAAGGAAGGCUGCUGUCUGAGUUUAACUUGUUAUGAUGACGCUUUGUGUUUUGAUUCAGCAUUUUGUUCCGCAGUAGCGUUUGUUGGAGUUGAUUUAUCAUUUCCUGAUCAACAUGGACACCAAAAUUGCUGUCGAUUUUGUCUGUCAAAGAUGUCUACAACCUUUAAAACUGGAUUCCUCCUUUGGAAGUGUCGGAGAGCAUACACUGGCUGAGCUGUCAUUGCCCAUACACUCUCAUCCUGAUGUAGACUUAGAAUCAGAAGCAGGCAUUCUUGAUCGGUUUACACCAGCUUUCCGAUUUACUGAGUCAGGAACAGGAGCAAAUGGGUUUACUGUUGUCGGCAAAGGAGGAGAAUUGAAUCAAAUAAGCCACAAAGUGAGGGUGACAUCUGAAUUACUGGAUAUGCUUUCAUCUAAUUCUGAUGUUGACCAUCCUCUAUGUGAAGAGUGCACUGAUCAGCUACUUGAACUGUUGGAUCAGCAAUUGCACCUUACAGAAGAUGAAUGUAAUGACUACAGUCGGUUCUUGGACAGAUUGCAGGCUGAUGAGGAUCCUCCACACAGUCUUGAAUCUCUCGAGAAGGAACUCGCAGAGUUAAAACUGGAGGAAGAAUCUCUUCAAGUUGACCUCUGUCAACUGCAGAAAAAGGAACAAGCAGCCAAAGAAGCUGUUGCCAAACAAGAGAAGGAAAAGGAAAGAAUAGCUGCAGAGGAAGAGAGAUAUUGGAGGGAAUACACAAGACAUCGCAGGGAUCUCCUCUUGGCCGAAGAUCAGUAUCGAAGUCUUGAAUGCCAAUUAAGUUACACUAAUAACCAACUCGAUAAACUUAUCAAGACAAAUGUCUUCAAUGCAACAUUCCAUAUAUGGCAUUCUGGUCACUUUGGAACAAUAAAUUCUUUUCGCCUUGGGAGACUUCCCACAACCCCAGUAGACUGGAGUGAAAUCAAUGCUGCCUGGGGACAGACAGCUCUUCUUCUUUCGGCCCUCGCACGCAAGAUGGACCUAACUUUUGAGAGGUACCGACUGGUGCCAUAUGGUAACCACUCAUAUAUCGAGGAUAUUGCUGAACAAAGGGAGCUGCCCCUCUAUGGAUCUGGUGGUUUCCGCUUCCUAUGGGAUACUAAAUUUGACUCAGCAAUGGUGGCUUUCCUAGACUGUUUGCAGCAGUUCAAAGAAGCUGUUGAGCUGGGUGAUUCCGGUUUUAGUCUACCAUAUCGUAUGGAAAGAGGACGUAUUGAGGACUCAACUACUGGAAAUUCAUUUUCUAUUAGGAUACAGUUGAACUCUGAAGAGCAAUGGACUAAGGCACUUAAAUAUGUUUUGACAAAUCUCAAAUGGGGUCUUGCAUGGGUUUCAUCACAGUUUGCCAAAGAUCGUGACAAUGUUGCUUGUUAAAUAAUAAGUUUAGGGAAUCAUCUAUAUAUAUUUUCUAAUUUUGUUCCUUCCUUGAAACUGUCUAGAUGCAUAUUUAUAUGUUCACAUCCAGUUAAUGUGCAUUUUACAAGUUAUUGUUGUAAAUGCUUUAUUGUUAAUUUGUUAUUGUAUGACACUCCAAAUCAUUAAUGUGAUCCUUCAAAAGUGAUAUUAAGUCUCUGAGUUGUAAAUAUAGUUUCUAUUGUUAAAAUUC
Messenger RNA from Thrips palmi, 1658 nucleotides. RefSeq names its product beclin-1-like protein (gene Atg6). The transcript is spliced from 7 exons. NCBI's taxonomy places the organism in Eukaryota, Metazoa, Arthropoda, Insecta, Thysanoptera, Thripidae. Gene Ontology annotation, cellular component: phagophore assembly site; phosphatidylinositol 3-kinase complex, class III, type I; phosphatidylinositol 3-kinase complex, class III, type II. Bases 143 to 1426 code for a protein of 427 amino acids. Gene Ontology annotation, biological process: late endosome to vacuole transport; autophagy; autophagosome assembly. The record is from RefSeq and is a predicted model, not a curated record.